AUGAAAAGGAGUGCUGCCUGGCGAUAUUUUGAUCAAGACGACGAAUCUGACAUAAGUAAAGUAUCUUGCACCAUUUGCGGGGAAGUUUUAAGCCGUGCAAACAACAUGUCAAACUUGUUCAAGCAUUUGAAAUGUAAGCACAACGCGGAGUACAAAACCGUGGACGCAGAGAAGAAAGAACAGGAAAAAUCACAGGCAAACAAAAGAAAGGCUACUCCAAAGCAAAUGACCAUGCAAUCGGCACUCGGAAGAGGAACAACUUACCCUAUCUCUUCGAAACGGUGGGGAGACAUAACAGAAUCAUUGGUAGGAAUGAUCGCCAAGGUAAGUGUAUCGUAAUUUUUAAACAAUAUAUUUUGUAAUACUUUCUGUAAUAAAUGGUAGUUAUAUUCAUUAUUAAUAUAUUACUUUACGCUGUAUUAUUUAAUAUUAUCUUAGCAUUGUAGUAUAAUAUUAUGUUCGUCUAUUGUUACUAUAUUAUGACCAAUAAGGCAAUAUUGUUUUGCUGAUUAUUUUUAAUAGGACAUGCAGCCUCUUUCUGUUGUUGAGAAUGAAGGAUUCAUUAAAUUUGUUAAGGAGUUGGAUCCGCGGUAUCAGCUACCUAGUCGUUCUACUAUCACAAGGUCACUACUUCCAAAAAAGUAUGAAAAACUAAAGGAUGCUGUAAAACGUGAACUGACGCAAGUAAAACAUGUUGCUCUGACAACAGAUCUGUGGACUUCUAAUCAAACUUUAAGUUAUCUCACUCUUACCUGCCACUUCAUUGACCACGAAAUGCAAUUGUGUUCAAAGGUCCUUGAAACAUUGUACGUACAGAAGGACCACACUGCACCAAACCUUGCAGAAGAAUUGAAAAAUAUUGCAAAAGAGUGGGAGAUAACUCAGAAGAUCUGUUGCAUUAUCACAGAUAAUCAGGGGUUUCAGAAUAAGCCGGUGGCCGGCAGAGUUCCGCCUGCUACUUGAACUUUUACCGCCGGCUACUUUUCGUCUGGUCACAGGAAAAAUUUUAUAUACAAAAGUACAAGCGAACCAACACGAUGUUUGUUAUGUUCCAAUUGGGAUUCAAGUUAGCCUCGAAUUUCCCUGAAAAUCAAUUGACGGCAAUGGCGUUAAAAAUUGCCGUAGAACGUAACAGCUGCUACGGCAAUUUUGUCAGUUUCCACGGCAUUUUUUUUUCAAAUUGCUGUAAUAAAAAUUUAAUUUUAUUGUUACAGACUUUGGAUUGCUGACAAGCUAGAAACAUGUUUACGUAUUUCUUUAGUGGGUUUUUUUUAAGAAAACUGAGACUAAAAUGGUAAUUUACGGAUGAUUUGAUGACAUCUGAAUUCAAGUAUCAAAAUAGUAAUGCACAGUGAACAUGAGUUUAAAAAUUAUACUAUACGGCAAAAAAUUGGCGUCAUUCAUGCGGCAACGAUCCACAGCAUUUUGUUCUCCCUCUAAAGCAAUUGCCGCGAUAAAAUUCAAGCCCUGAAUUCAAGCAAAACAUCACUUAUUUUGGAAGAUCAAUAAGAUAAAUUAUAAUACAUAUAGUACCAAACCUAGCAAAAGAAAGAAGUGGUGAAGUGAAGUUCAUUACGUACAUAAGAGUAUAACAUCAUAUGAUUAAUGAUUUCGGACUCAUAAAAUAAUUACUAUUACUGUGGUGUACAUUGUCAUUCUGUUCAUGCAGCUGUAAAAAUUAAACUACAAGUAGCACAUUAAAGUACAUUGUCACUUAUAAGUAUGAGGGCGGACCAUUUGAUUUUUGAAGGGGGGGGGGUGGAAGAUUUCGAAAAAAAAAUUCCUGCAAUCCAAGGAGAAAGAAAAAAAAACGUGCAGCAUACAAUCGAGGAAAAAAAUAUCAUGCAAAAGAAAGCGCUCAAAAAAAAAAUUCCUACAUGUAAAUCUACUGACGUUCUUCACUUCAGUAUUGUGUCCACAGGCUUGCAAGAUUUUGCAUUUUUGAGCAGGCACAUUUGCUUAAAAGAACACUGGGUAAACAGUGGACAACAUCACAGGGAUUCUGGCGCCUUUGGAGUCUAUAACAUACGAUAGCCAGUGGCGUUCCCUGGCAAAAUUGUUGCCCCCCCCUGAGAAAAUCUGGGCUUAAGAUAUGUACAAGUUUAUAAGUUAUUUAUACAUAUCUAAUAUGCAUGGUAGAAAAAGUAUUUUUGGAUGGUUGUGUCUGUGUGCGUUGAUAACAUAGCUCCAAACUGUUAAAGCUUCAAAGGCCCAUCUACAGGAUGCAAGUUGAACGUACUGUAUAUACGACGAUUUUAAUGCGAAAAUGCCAGUUUAGAGAGUCUAGAUUUUAAAAAAUUUCUGAAGAGGAUGCAACCCGAUCCCCAGCAAGCUAUUUGUAUGAACGAUUGAAAAGCUACAGAGCUAUAUUUGGUGGAAAAUUGUUGUUUCAGAGGGCAGUUAAAAAUCGCAUUAUUGAAAUCUUGUUUUAUUACAUAUUAAUCAAAGCUCAUGUUGUGAUUUUCCCUUGUUUAAAAUAAAGGACAGUAAGUGUUCCUUAGGCUUAGUACAGCAAAGUUGUUGGACGAAUCCAUGGCUGAAAACGCAGGAAAUAGCAUUUCCGAGGUUCAAAUUUUAAAAUUUUCUCGUGGGAGCAUGCCCCCGAAACCCCCAAGGUUACAGGUCAUUCAUAUACUGUACCUCCCCAAUUUUCGAUUACUCUACUCUAUCCCUGCAUGUUUUAGGUUUUGGUGCAGUUAUACAUAUUUUGUAGGUAAACCUGCACGCUUUAGUGUGGGGAACAUUAAGACAUAACCAUAUAAAAUAAAGCACAGUGAAAAUUCCUUGGCCACUCUUGGGAUUCAGGCUUGGCCUCCUCUGACUGAAAACCCUGGCUAACGUCUCUGACGAUAGCUAUAUGAAAGCCUUAAGUUACUGUAAGCAGUUAUUAUGAGGGGCAAAAAAAAUAUCCUGCCGCGAAAUAUAUUGGGGGGAAAAUCUUGCGCUGCAUUUUUACAGGAAAAAAAUAUCUGUCUUAUUCCACUGGGCGGAAAAAAAUUCUUGCACAGACUGAAUCUUCCAACCCCUCCCCCCCCCCUCCCCCUCAAAAAUCUAAUGGUUCGCCCCUAAAUGCAAAUGCAUCUAAAUCUAACAUGUUAAUAGUUGUACUUUGUCUUUUUACGUAUUCUAUAUUAUUUGAUUGUUAAUUUGCGGCGAAAAAUUUUUACAUUUCCAUGCGAGGGCACGCUCCCCUCCCCGCGCGAUUUUUUUAACUAUCAGUCACAGCCGGCUACUUUCUUGGUACAACCGCCUACUUCAAAUCAUUCUGAAACCCCUGCAGUGAAAAUUCCUUGGCCACUCUUGGGAUUCAGGCUUGGCCUCCUCUGACUGAAAACCACACUUAUCCACACUUAGCUGAGCUAUUCAAGAAGUAUCUAUGCAUCCCGGCAACAUCAGUUCCAUCCGAAAGAGCGUUUUCAAAAGCUGGUGAAUUGGUUUCAAAGAAAAGGUCAAACCUAAAGCCCUCAAACAUUCACAUACUUCUAUUUCUGAACAAUAAUACGUGAACAGCACGACUGUAGUAAGAAAAAAAGUUUAUUUGUUGAAAUUCCUUACCGUUUUUGUGUAAUAACGUUAAAGUUUUGGAAUAAAAGAUAAGUGAGAAAAAAAUUGGUGCACGGUAUCGAAAGUGACCGAUACCAGCAAUAUGAGUAAUCAUUUCCGGUAUCAAAAAUAGAAAUUUUGUGUUUAUUUUGGUAUCGAAAUAGGUAUCGGUAUCGACCGAUACCGAUCUUCAAAGUAUCGGUAUCGGUAUCGAAUUAAAAUUCCUGGUAUCGCCCAUCACUAUCAUUUUGGAUAAAAAAAUUCGAUUUCCCCAGCCGGUCAUGCCACAACCUAACCCGCGAACAGGCAUACUCUGGGAACGAGAUUGUGGCUGAUUAGCAGAGGAGGUUCGACAAGCAGGCCGCAAAGCAUCAUGGGCUCGAGUGCCUAAUUCCAGGCGUGGCUUCAAUGACUCUUUGACUGUCGUGGAGUGAACAUCUCUCUGAGUAAACAAAUAUGGAAGCAUUCGAAAUACAAGAUUGUCAGGCUGCAAAACUUCGUGAAAAUAGUAUGUUAUUGCUGUAUUGUUGCGAUCCUAAUUAUGACUUGUGUUUUACUAUACCAAGUUUACCUUAUAUUAAAUUGCAUGGGACGUGCUGUCAUUUUAGCUUUAUAAAUAAUCCGUCUGUCAAAGCGAAGGAAUUGUGUUAUAUUCCCAAUAGCGAGGCCCUUCUUUCUAAGUUGGAUGGCGUUAAAUAUCUGUGUAUCAUCAACGUGAAAACAAGCGCAGUAUUUAAGGUUAGUAUAUUACAAUGCAUUUAAUACAGUUGACUUGUUAUUUGGUCAAAUUUCCGCUUUGCUGUUUUCAAUAUUGUACUGUAAUGGGCUAUUCCAUUUAAAAUCCGUACACCCCCUGUCGAGGAUACAUGUUUUUUAUGGUUAUACCCCUGAAGAAUUCCAAGCUCAAAACCUUUUACCCCUGAAGAAUUCCAAAAUUCCAAGCUCAAAACCCUUUACCCUGAAGAAUUCCAAGCUCAAAACCUUUUACCCCUGAAGAAUUCCAAGCUCAAAACCCUUUACCCCUGAAAAAUUGCAAGCUCAAAACCUUUUACGCCUGAAGAAUUCCAAGCUGAAAACCCUUUACCCCUGAAGAAUUCCAAACUCUGAAAAAUUUCAAAUCAAACCUCCUUACCCCUGAAGAAUUCCAAGCUCAAAACCCUUUACCCCUGAAGAAUUCCAACCUCAAAACACUUUACCCCUGAAGAAUUCCAAGCUCAAAACACUUUACCCCUGAAGAAUUCCAACCUCAAAACACUUUACCCCUGAAGAAUUCCAGGGAUCCUCGACAGGGGGGAGUACGGAUAUUAAAUGGAAUAGCCCAAUUUUAUAAAUACACUGUAUAAAUUAUGGCGUAAUAUUUCUAAUAAUUUAACCCUUUAGUUUGACCCUACUCCUGAUGAGUUUGCUAACGAAAACACCCAGCAUAUGCUUUUGAUUUUGGAUUUCGAUGAUGAUCAUAUAUUGACAGCGAAUAGAAUUGAUGAUGAACAUUCAGAUGAUGAACAUUGGUUCUCAGAUGAGUCUGAAGGUAUAUUGUUAUUCAGUUAUUUGUAUGGUUUUAUAAAUUUUUGCUGAGUGUAAUGCCUGUUUGUAUCUAGUUGUGGGUGGUUGUUUAAAUGUGCAAACUGUAAUUUAAUAUUUUUUUAAUUUUCAUCUAAAUAUUGCUGUUUGUAUAUUUUUGCUAAUUUUAGAGAUGACAAUGUAUCAAAUAAUAAUUUCCUUGUUUAAUAUGAUUUUGUAGAAAGAGAUUUACUUGAGUGGUUGGCUGGUCUUGAACCUGUUCAAGAUGUAUAUGAUAAUGAAAGAGGUGAUCAAGGUGAUAGGGCAGAAAGUGAUGACAAGUUAAGUGAUGAAGACGAAAGUGAUGGGGAGGAAGAAAUCGCCCACUCUGUACCAUUCAAGUGCAUCGGUGCUGCUCAUGAGAAAAACUAUUGACAUCAUUUGGAAAAUAAAGGCAUAAUACCUCGCUCUUCAUGAACAAGAUAAAACAGUGAAUUCAAUGUAAGAAUACGGCCAGCACCGUUGAAUCCAAGGGACCCAAGUGCAAUGGUCAAUUCCAGCUUUUAGGUUAUGCAUGCAGGGGGUGAUGGGAAGUAAGGUAUCAUAUUGCUGAUAAUGCUGAAAAAAUAGAAAUGGUGGCCAUGUAAACAUGGAGAGGUAGCUAUUGUAAAUAUUGAAAUAUUUUGGUUGUUUAGGCAGUUUAUUAAAAUGUUUCAGCAUAAUCAGCAAUAUGAUACCUUACUUCCCGUCACCCCCUGCAUGCAUAAAUUAAAAGCUGGAAUUGCCUAUUGAUCUAGACUAUGGAACUGUAUGGACACAUGUUGGUUAUAUUGCUUCUGAACUAUGCAAGUAUUUGCACCCACUAAUUGCUGCAGGAGAUGUUGUGGAUGUCUAUGUUCAGUGUAUCAAGUAUAGGGUUGACUUUUUUAAUUAAAAAUAGGAUUUUAUCCAAAAAUUUUCAUAAAGACACCUGGGGCCGGUUGUUCAAUGGUGGGUUAGCGCUAACCCUGGGUUAAAAUUUAACCUGCUGUUUUAGUUUGUGUACUUCUACACAUAGAUCUGUGUAUUUCAAAACUUCGGAGAAGUAAACUUCUAUCGAUCCAGACAAGAUCUCUGAAGAAAUAUUUCCAAAUUUAUAGAAAAGCUGUCAGGAUCGGAAGUUUGCUUCGAAUUUUAGGUUAACCAUGGGUUAAACUAACCCAGCUUUGAACAACCGGCCCCUGGUGAGUGGAGACUCGAGUGGUAGGAAAAAGCAUGAGUGUAUGUUGACAGAUGUUUUUUAUAUAAUAAAUAGCAACUACCAAGCUAUGUUUAGCAAGUUAAUAGUGCAUUUAUUUCAAUUGGCUAACUUUUUUAGUUUUUCCAGCAUUUUUUAAACAAACCAUAGGUUAUGAAUGAUAACUGGGUAUAUCUAAUUAAACCAAUCUGUCAUGUACACUCAUGUAAAUAAGACUAAGUACAUAAAUAACUGUAAAAAAUGUACUUUAGUAAAUAAAUGAAUAUUUAUUCAUACACUUGACCUACUAUGUGAGUAUUUUUUCAGAUUAAAAUUAAUGCAACAAUAAAACAAGAAGAUGUCUAUUUAUAUAAUAUUUAUUAAGUUGAUCAGAGAUCCCACUUCAGCUCAGAAACCACUGCCAGCAGGGAAAGAUCCCACAAUAACAUGCCACUUAAUUUGUUAUAUGAUACAUAAAAAACUUAUUUUAUUGCUUUAAAACAAGUGAAACUCUCUGCUGGCUUGAAAUGGGCUGUUAUGACACUGAUUUGUCCAUGCUGAGGAUUCCGCAGCUCGAUUUGCCACAAAAACCCCAGUAUCAGGCGAUCAGCUCGUCUUGAAAUACGUACACGAUCCAGUCGCGUCGGUCAAAGACAACAAAACUUUGAAAAUCGCACAGAUAUAAAUUCUAAAAAAAUAUUAAAACAACUCCUAAGUCUUCUAAAUAAUAUUUUAACACUUUAACAAAAAUUCAUUGAAAAUAUCAUCUUUGAUGGCGCAUUUUCUUUCCAAGGUAUUAGACGCCAUUUUAGCGAACGUCGAGUUGACAAUAGUCACUUCAACGGUCAAUAUCUCGAAAACUGCCGGGGGAUCACCGGGAUCAUUCCAGCAGAUUUAAAGCUUAUACUUUUGUCUUGACGACUACCAAAAAAUAAAGAAAAUCGAACCAUGGGAAUUCUAGAUAUUUCAUUUUAAACAUUGUAAACAUAUUCAGACUUGAGUCAACACGUCGCGGGGAGUCGACUAACUUCAAACAUCAAAAUAACAUUGAAAAUAACAUUUACCUCAGAGAUUUCUGCAGAUAUCACCAGAUCUUUAGCAGUAGUACUACUACACUUGAAAUUUUGCAAGAAAAUUUUAAUAUUAAUAUUUUUUUCAGAUUUAUUUUCCGUCGAAUGCAAAUUUUUCUGUCCAAAUUCUGCAGAUAACACGAUGGAAAAUAGAGCGAUCUCAUUGGUCGAGAGCUCACGUGACAACUCGCUAAUUGCUUGUCGUACCUCCUCUGGCUGAUUAGGCAACCUCGUACCCCACUAUGAGUUAUGAUUGAAAUAAUAUUCAGGGUUGCCAGUUUGGCGUUAAGAGAGCCAAAUUUCUCGAUUUUGGCUUCUUUUGAUUUCGUUUGGCUACUAAAAAUUUCGUUUGGCUUCUAUUUUUUGGCUCUUUUUGGCUUCUUUUUGAAUAAAUACUGAAAUAAGCAACUUUUCAAAAAUAGUCUGCCAUCCAUCAGUAAAAGUUAGUUAUAAACUCUGCCAGUGCUUCCAUUUUUAAAAUCAAAAUUUCUCAUUUUUGUCAUCAAAAUUUCUCUAAAUUCCUUAGAUUGUAUAUGUUAUUUCCUUGAAAAUUCCUUGAAAUUUCAUGAAGCAGUUUGCAGUGAUUUUGUAGCAAUGCAAAGGAUUUAAUUAAUUUUCAAGGCACAAAAUAGCACAAUUAACAAAGAUGUGGGCAAGCUAAAAACCACAGGCUAUUAUACUAUUUAAAAUUAAAUAUUUGUUAUGAAUUUUACAAGAGAUAUCUUUACAUUGAUAUAAUUAAUUAACUAUUCACAGCAUUUGGCGCCAAAAGUUACUAAAUCCCAUCGCUCAAAAACUUUUGGAAAUUUUCGGAAGCAUGAGGAAAAGUUAAAAACAGAUUUUGAAUUGAAGAUAAUUGCUAAUUCACUCAAAAAUUAAAAAAAUAGUGAAACCUUCUUCUUCACUAAUGCCCUUGGAUGAAUAUUUAAGUUUUUCAGAAAAAAUCCUUAGAUUUCCUUAGAUUUUUUCUCUUCCUUAGAUUUUCCUUUUCGACAGAACAGCUGGGAAAUUUGUUGCGCAUGCGCCAGAUUUCCAUUUCAAACUUGAAGAUUUCCCCGAAGAAAUAUUACGAGAUGUUCGUGGUUGUUGUAUAUUUCUGUUGAAUGCCUGUUUUAUGGCGUCAAAAGUCCGCCAAAAUUCAACCUUGUUAUUUUAUGUUGAACAUUUUUCAUUUCUUUGGACUUUUUGUAUUCUCCAUUCAAGUUUGCAUUUCGUUCAUUGAACUUUUUGCAUUCGACAUUCAAGUUUGUAUCUACAUUCAUAAGUUCUCAUUUUAUUCGACUGUUCGCAUUUUACAUUCAAGUUUGCAUUUUAUUCAUUAAACUUUUUGCAUUCGACAUUCAAGUUUGUAUUCUACAUUCAUAAGUUCUCAUUUUAUUCGACAGUUCGCAUUUUACAUUCAAGUUUGCAUUUUAUUCAUUAAACUUUUUGCAUUCGACAUUCAAGUUUGUAUUCUACAUUCAUAAGUUCUCAUUUUAUUCGACUGUUCGCAUUUUACAUUCAAGAUUACAUUUUAUUCAAGUUUUUCAAUUGUGCAUCCAACCGCAAUCCACGAGGCAUGAGUGAUCGUGGGCUCAAACGAUGGUUCGCGCGGUUUUUAGCAUAGCAUUUUCACGAAAUCGAUCGCAAGCACUGAUCGCAAGUCGGAAACUUUAUAAAAUAUUUCGCACUUGGCAUCAGAUAUAUAUUCAUGUCGAGAAGAAGUGAAAGAAGCGAAGUUAACGAAGUGCGAGCAUUUUUGAUGCAGGCAGCCCAUAGACUUUUGUCGUUGGAAACGACUUCAGCACCUGGUAAGUCAAUAUUUAAUACAAUCUGUUUGAAAACCCUGUAUUGAUGUAUUCGACUAUUUAGUAAAGUUGUUUAUUCGUCAAGGGAGAGUCUUGUACUCUAAUAGGUUAAUAUGAAAUUAAAUAUCCAUGUAUCAGGUUGAUCUUGAAAUGGACAAUAUAUACAGAUGGGUGCUCAUAGGCAGGGUUAUACAUAUAAAGUGAAGUACAAAUAAUUAAUGUGUUUAUAUAUUUCCCUAUUGAAACAAAGUUUACGUCACGUGUGACAGUUGAUAAUAUUUUUUGGUUUUCAUGUGAAACAGCUCUGAGGAUGAUGCUUUUCAAAUGGAAAAGGGUGCGCACAUCCUAUACUGCAGUCUAUAUCUAAUCAUAUUCUUUAAAGCAAUUUUAUGAUUUUUUUAAAUAAAAGACCUUUCCAUGAGACCUAUGGCACAGAAUAAAGACACGCGGAAGGUCGACUCGCGUAACCGCUUCCAUGGGCCUGGCCAGUGCACUUAUAAGAGGCAUUACCCCCCUGGACGUCCGCCAUUUUGAAUAUUUUCAGGGUGGUAAAUGCCUCUCAAAUGCGCACUGCCCAUGGAAUCAGCAUUUUGAUGACGAAUUAGGCCAAAAAAAAAUAUGUGGGUUUCCGGUUUCUUCUUAUAAAAACUUAGGUAGGGUAGGUCGGUUUUAACUUUUUUUUUUAAUUUUUUUUUUUUAAUUUUCCGAACAAGCGGACGCCAUUUUGUUUAGUCAGUGCUUCCACAUCCAAAGAUAAAUUUCCCUAAUAUUGCCUCAAAUUUCAAUUUUCCACAAACUUUUUCCUCUAAGUGGAAACACUUACAACCAUGAUCCAAUAAAAAAGUUUAGGGUCGGGAUUUCGACAUCCAAAAGCUAGGUAGGGUCGGGAAACCGGAAACCCACAUAUUUUUCUUUUUGGCCUUACAGUUACGCGAAAAUCAUAUGAAAAUCAUAGGGAAAACCAGGAAGUCGACCUUAUGUGUGUCUAAUAUUCUGUGCCUAUGGUAAACCUUGUUACUUAUUGUAAAGUAUAAAACUUUAUAUUACAUUAUAUCUCAGGGGCCUUUUAUGGCAGGGUAUAAACUCAUUAUAAAGUGCUUUUUAUCAGGGAACUUACUGGGGGUGCAUACCUGAACCAAAUAAUGACUUGGCAGGGCAUUUUUCAAACAAAAAAGAUAAUAUUGGGGGCCAAUUUAACACUCAGACUUGGGACUUGUAUUUAAAAAAAAAAUCUAACUAUAGCCAUACUGUGGGUCCUCAUUGAUGAUGAUAGCUGGAUUGAUAAACAAUUACAGAUACAUCCUGUUUGAUGACCAUAUAUAAAGAAAAAGCACACCCUGUCGUGUCAAUUAGUUGUAUCUAUCCCAGCUCUUUUUUUAUAAUUUAUUCUGCUUGUGGGCAAUAUAAUAAUAACACAUCCUUUAACUCAACUGAAUGUCUUUAGCAAUACAUUAUGGGUAUUGUAACUCAUUUUUGUCUAUAAUUAACUUUAUAAAAAAUAUUUAUAAUCUGUUUUAUAUGUAAAUGAUUUACAGUAAGUAAUUUUUAUUUAGCUAAUCAAUCUACAAGUGGUAACACUAUACCAAGUAAUCAAUCCCAAAAUGCUCUUAUUGGCCAAUCAUCAUGCCAGUCACCUAGAGCACCUAUGCAACCAGGACAACGUGCUGUUACUCAAAGUGUUCCGCCAGUUUCUGCUCUUGUAGAACAGAGAAGGCUUUUUAAUUUUGGUAGAAGAUCACAAUCACCAAAUACAGCUGCCAAGCCAAGUAAAAAGAAAAAACUACCCACCUGCACCCUCAAAUUUAUGUGCCUUGCAUCAAAAGAUGGCCAGCGCCCACCAACUUCAAUCAGGGAACGAACAGAAUUAGCAAAUGCUGGAUUAGGAGACAAGAGUAUUACAUUCACACAAAAUGGCGAGUCUGUUUACAGGUUACUAUUGGAAAAAUUCCCAAAGCUGGAAAAUGCUGGAGGGUUUGAUCUAUCACUGUUUCAAAGAAGUGUAGGUGAUGAUUACGGUUUUCACACCAUAAGCCCACCACAUACUCGUACUAGACUUAAAGACAUUUGUGGCCAAGCAAAAAUGUACAUUAGACCUCUUCAACAAGAUAUUGAUCUUGAAGUGAGAAAUGUGGAAAUAGAUCAUUCCGCUGAC
This is a messenger RNA of Paramuricea clavata, 11268 nucleotides long. The record is from the annotation of a GenBank genome assembly. Lineage: Eukaryota; Metazoa; Cnidaria; Anthozoa; Malacalcyonacea; Plexauridae.